Molecule: messenger RNA, 1192 nt
Organism: Effrenium voratum
Lineage: Eukaryota; Dinophyceae; Suessiales; Symbiodiniaceae
Source: the annotation of a GenBank genome assembly
UUGAACUUUGCUGCUCGAUGCCGUCGGAAGCCUCCCCAUGUGGCCCAGCAGCUUUGCAGCCGAGCAGGUAGACGAGCGCCGCCGGGUAGCAGCCGAGCUCAACGAGAGGUUUCAAGAGGGCCUACUGGUGAAAUUACUGGCGACCUCCCCUGGGGGCACUGAGGGGUCUGGCUUUGACAAGAAGAUUGCCCAGCUGCUGGGCUUGAGACACGGGCGACAGUCCAAGGAGGAGGGCUACAACCCGCUGCCGUGGCAGCUUGAGGAGUGGCCACGGUGCAAGGAUCACUCGUCUGGCAAGGGCAUUGCAGGCAAUUGGUUCACUUCUGCUUCUUUGGUGAGCCGCCGACUUGCGGAGCCUUCGCGUGAAAGCGAGAGUGGCACAGCUCUCUACGGUUGCAACCGCUAUGCCUGUGGCAGGACCAUGGAGUCGCACAAGGUUCUAGCAGUUUUUCAGCCCCACCCCAUCGUGGGCUGUGGCUUUGUGGAGGACGCAGGCACUAACCAGGCGGGAGAGUUCACUGGCUGCGCAGAAGAGUGGAAAGGAGCGCCAGGCUUUAGCUCUCGGUGCUUGGGAACCCCCGACGACUGCACCUUCCGCCGUGCUGGUGGGGACUUUGGCGAGGAUAAUCGCGGUGUUUGGCGCGUGGACCAGAAGUUCUUGUCUCAGAAACUGCACUUCAGCGGCCGCUUUGACCCCCAGUCCCCAGGCGCUCAACUCUUUGCGGAGGAGCAGCGCCGGUUCAACCCGAAGCCCUCGAGGCAACAGUUUGAGGCGGGUGAAAAGAUCCACACCAUGGGCUACAACGAGAUCAUGGUUCAGGUGGGCACGCCAAGCAUGCUUUUUGAGGAGAUGCGCAAGGAAGGCGUCGUGCAAAAGCGCUUCAGCAUAAACCAGCUGCGGCUCUGGCAGUGCCGCACCAACGGUGUCGCAGCCUUUGCGCGGGUGAAACUGCCACCCACGGAGCUGGAUGAGCACACAAGGCAAGUGGAGAAUUGCCGCUGGGAAGUGUUUCGCAAGAUGCGAGACGCCUACGAUGUGGCUUGUGGCCGGGCAGAGCCCACGCCAAUCCUCUAUUUCGACAUGUCCGCGUUUGAGAAGCCCUUCUCUGCCCCGGACGUGCAGGAGCUGUUCCCCAGCCAAGAACGGUGCAACAGCAGUUUGGCGCAGCCGGAAAAGGGUGAGACGUUCUAG